Molecule: messenger RNA, 3101 nt
Organism: Canis lupus familiaris (dog)
Lineage: Eukaryota; Metazoa; Chordata; Mammalia; Carnivora; Canidae
Gene: MAN1C1
Product: mannosidase alpha class 1C member 1
Exons: 12
Coding region: 29-1942 (637 amino acids)
Biological process (GO): carbohydrate metabolic process; N-glycan processing
Cellular component (GO): Golgi membrane; extracellular exosome; endoplasmic reticulum
Molecular function (GO): calcium ion binding; mannosyl-oligosaccharide 1,2-alpha-mannosidase activity
Source: RefSeq, a predicted model, not a curated record
CCCGGCCCCGGCCCCGCGCCAGGCCACGAUGCUCGUCAGGAAAGUGCCUGUCUUCGUCCCGGCCUCCCCGUGGGGGCUGCGGCUGCCGCAGAAGUUCGUCUUCCUUCUCUUCCUCUCGGGCCUCGUCACCCUGUGCUUCGGGGCCCUCUUCCUGCUGCCCAACUCCUCCCGCCUCAAGCGCCUCUUCCUGGCCCCCCGGACCCAGCAGCCCGGCCUGGAGGUGGUGGCCGAAGUCGCCGGCCACCCGCGGGCGCGCGAGCCGGAGUCGCCUCCCAACCCGGCCCCCGCCGCGCCCGCCCCGGGCGACGCCGACGCCAGCAGCCAGGCCAGUCCCCGCCGCCGGAAAGCGUGGCCGCGGCGCACCCACCCCACCGGGGCUCGGGAGGAGGCCACGGCGGCCCGGAGCGGCGGCAGCGCGGCCCUCGGGCCCCAGGAGGGGGGCGUCCCGUUUAGCUUUGACUUCAGCGCGUUCCGGAGCCGCCUGCGCCACCCGGUCCUGGGGACGAGGGUGGACGAGAGCAAGGAGCCCCAGAGCCUGGUUCGGGCCCGGCGGGAGAAAAUCAAGGAGAUGAUGCAGUUCGCCUGGCAGAGCUACAAGCUUUACGCAAUGGGGAAAAAUGAGCUCCGGCCACUCACAAGAGACGGCUACGAGGGCAACAUGUUUGGAGGCCUCAGUGGGGCAACCAUCAUUGACUCCCUUGACACCCUCUACCUCAUGGAGCUGCAGGAGGAGUUCCAGGAGGCCAAGGCCUGGGUUGAAGAGAACUUCCACCUGAAUGUGAGUGGAGAAGCAUCCUUGUUUGAGGUGAACAUCCGGUACAUCGGAGGACUCCUCUCAGCCUUCUACCUGACUGGAGAAGAGGUGUUCCGAGUAAAGGCCAUCAAGCUGGGAGAGAAACUCCUACCAGCCUUCAACACCCCCACGGGAAUCCCAAAAGGUGUUGUAAACUUCAAAAGUGGCUCCAACAGGAGCUGGGGCUGGGCCAUGGCAGGGAGCAGCAGCAUCCUGGCUGAGUUUGGAUCCCUGCACUUGGAGUUCUUACACCUCACCGAGCUCUCUGGCAACCAGGUCUUCGCAGAAAAGGUCAGGAACAUCCGAAAGGUCCUCAGGAAGAUCAACAAGCCCUUCGGCCUCUACCCCAACUUCCUCAGCCCAGUGAGCGGGAACUGGAUGCAACACCACGUCUCAGUUGGAGGACUUGGGGACAGUUUUUAUGAAUAUUUGAUCAAAUCCUGGUUGAUGUCAGCCAAGACAGAUGUGGAAGCUAAAGAGAUGUACUACGAAGCCUUGGAGGCAAUAGAGACCUACUUGCUGAAUGUCUCUCCUGGGGGGCUGACCUACAUUGCUGAGUGGCGAGGGGGGAUUCUGGACCACAAGAUGGGGCACCUGGCCUGUUUCUCUGGGGGCAUGAUCGCCCUCGGCGCUGAGGAUGCCAAGGAAGAAAAGAGGGCCCACUACCGAGAGCUCGCAGCCCAGAUCACCAAGACGUGCCACGAGUCGUACGCCCGCUCAGAUACCAAACUGGGGCCCGAGGCCUUCUGGUUUAACUCCGGCAGAGAGGCAGUGGCCACACAGCUGAGCGAGAGCUACUAUAUCCUGCGGCCCGAGGUGGUGGAGAGCUACAUGUACCUGUGGCGACAGACCCACAACCCCAUCUACAGGGAGUGGGGCUGGGAAGUGGUGAUGGCCUUGGAGAAAUACUGUCGAACGGAAGCUGGUUUCUCUGGAAUCCAAGACGUGUACAGUAGCAUCCCCAACCACGACAACAAGCAGCAGACUUUCUUUCUCGCGGAGACACUAAAGUCAAGGCUUGGAAGAGGCGCAGGGAGGGCCAGCAACUUGCCUGUGGUCACGCAGCCAGCAGACACAGAGGUGAGCCCAGCCCCCACAGUUUGCUCACUCCCCCAGUCGUGUGUCCAUCUGUUCACAUUCAGCAGAUAGUGGUGAGUGCCCAGGACCAGACACUGGGUGAGAUGCCAGGGACGCAGCUGUGAGUGAAACAGUCAUAAGCCCUGCCCUCAGGGAGCGUAGAGUCAAGUGGGGGAAAGACCAUAAAGUAAACUGACAGAUAAGUUACAUGACUGCCAGUUGUACGAAAUGCUACAAAGAAGAUGUGAGGCCGAGACACUGUUGGCCAGGACCCACCUUAGGGCAUCGAAGAGAGCCUCUCUGAGCAGCUGACUUUCAAGCUGAGGCCUAGAAGAUAAGAAGGAGCAGCGGGAGGUGUAUCCCACAAACCUUCUCUCCCCAGUGACAUCAUCUGCUCCCCCCACCUACCCUGAGGCCCAAAACCUUGAAGCCAUUAUGCAGAGCAGGGUGUCCAGGCAAGAGCGAAGGGAGAGCGUUUCUUCCCCUUUGCAACUCGUCCAUACAGCUGACCACACAGGAUCAUUCUGAGCCCUCCCUCGUGCUCAGUUGCCUCAAUUUGGCUGUUAGAAACUUGAGUAGCCCCUGGGGUAUUGGAGCCCUAGGCCAAGUGACCUGGCUUUCAGGCCCCUCAGUGGGACCCUGGAUAGGUCACCUCACCUCUCAGGUCACUCUUCCAUCACAGAGGCAGGAACCUCCACCUCUCAGGGUUGCUGUAAAAAUAAGUAGGAUCCACUCAUGCCCUGGCAGUGUGGGAAGUACUUCUUCCUCGUUCUGGAGAGGCAGAAGCUUCUAGCAUCUUCUUAAGCAGUAGUCAGGGCUAUGGAUGAGCUGUCCCCAAGGCAGGAACCCUGGUGUUUGGUGAAUAAGUCCCGGUCUGAACCCAGGAAAUCACUUUUGUCUGGCAUCAGGAUAGUGUAGUUCUGGAGACCCGCCUGUGCCCCUUUUUUAAAAAACCAAAACGGAAAAACCCACUGUACGAGCAUUGUGGAGAGGUUAGAGAUCUUCAUGCUAAGCAGAAAGAAAAACCAUCCACCAUCCUACCCUCCAGAAUGAAUACGGUUAUAUUUUCUUCUAGAUCUUUUUCUAUGAAUGUACAGAAUAUAUUUUGCAAACAUGGUAUCAUUCUAUGCUUACUGUUUUACUAUAAUCUGCUUUUGCUCUUAACCAUAUAUUGUGAAGAUCUUUCCAUGUCAACAAAUACAAGUUUAUCACUGUACCUGGCUGUGGAGUA